AUGUUUCGCAACAAUUACGACAACGACUCGGUGACAUUCUCUCCGCAGGGUCGCAUCUUCCAGGUCGAAUACGCACAAGAAGCCGUGAAGCAAGGUUCCGUCGUCGUGGGCAUUGUCAGCAAGACACACGCCGUGCUCGCCGCCCUGAAGCGCAACGCGGAAGAGCUAUCAUCCUACCAGCGCAAGAUCAUCCCAAUCGACACGCACUAUGGAUUGGGCCUCGCCGGCCUUGCAUCUGACGCCCGCGUGCUUUCCAACUUCAUGAAACAGCAGUCGCUCGCCUCGCGCCUCACCUACGACCGACCCAUUCUUCUCUCCGAAAUCACAUCCCGCAUCGGCGACCGUGCGCAGACCAACACUCAACAUUACGGUAAGCGGCCGUAUGGUGUCGGUCUCCUGAUUGCGGGCGUCGAUGCGAAGGGUCCUCAUCUCUUCGAGUUCCAGCCCAGCGGUGUCACACAGGAGAUGGUCGCAUGUGGCAUUGGUGCACGCUCGCAGAUGGCACGCACCUACCUUGAGCGGAAUCUGGAUGAAUUCGAGGGCUCGAGCCGGGAGGAGCUGAUCAAGCACGCAUUGCGGGCGUUGAAGGACAGCUUAAGCCAGGACAAGGAGUUGACCAUCGACAACACAAGCAUAGGCAUCAGUGGCGUGGACGAGAACUUCAAAUUGUACGAAGGACAGGAGAUUGCGAGCUGGUUGGAGACAACGUUUGAGAAUAAGCCAGAGGGCGGCGAAGGUACCGAGAGCAUGGAGGUUGACUCAUGA
Molecule: messenger RNA, 765 nt
Organism: Ramularia collo-cygni
Lineage: Eukaryota; Fungi; Ascomycota; Dothideomycetes; Mycosphaerellales; Mycosphaerellaceae
Product: probable proteasome subunit alpha type 1
Exons: 3
Coding region: 1-765 (254 amino acids)
Biological process (GO): ubiquitin-dependent protein catabolic process
Cellular component (GO): proteasome core complex; proteasome core complex, alpha-subunit complex; nucleus
Source: RefSeq, a predicted model, not a curated record